Molecule: messenger RNA, 867 nt
Organism: Knipowitschia caucasica
Lineage: Eukaryota; Metazoa; Chordata; Actinopteri; Gobiiformes; Gobiidae
Source: the annotation of a GenBank genome assembly
AUGGCUCCAAUCUGGAACGGAAAAGCCCUUUUGAACAGUGUCCAAUUUCAAACCACCGCUGGAGACAAAGACAAAGCCAAUCAGAGCACUUUGUACACGCCCACGCAGAACUCCGGACCAAUGGGGCGUAACCACGACUCCGUGAAGCUGAUCAAGUUCGCGGACGACACCACCCUCAUUGGACUCAUCUCCAACAACGAUGAGUCCGCCUACAGGAGGGAGGUGGACCGGCUGGUGUCCUGGUGCAGUGGUAACAACCUGGAGCUGAACGCCCAGAAGACAGUGGAGAUGAUUGUGGACUUCAGGAAGAGCACUGUCCCCCCGCCCCCACCCUCCGUGAUGGACUCCCCCAUCACCUCUGUGGAGUCCUUCCGUUUCCUGGGCACCACCAUCACCCAGGACCUCAAGUGGGAGCCGACCAUCAGCUCCCUCAUCAAGAAGGCCCAGCAGAGGAUGUACUUCCUGCGGCAGCUCAGGAAAGCCAAGCUGCCUGCACAGAUGUUGGUGCAGUUCUACACGGCCAUCAUCGAGUCCAUCCUCACCUCCUCCAUCACCGUGUGGUUCGCUGGAGCCACAGUCAGGGACAAACAGAGACUACAGCGCAUUGUGCGCUCUGCAGAGGAAGUGACCGGCCGCAGCCUUCCAUCGCUGCAGGACCUACAUGUGUCCACCAUGGCCAGCCCUGAGUGGUCAGCUGGUGGUGGUUCAGAAGUGUCCCACAGAAGGAUGAGUCUCCGGCUGACCAGGCUGUGUUUGAAGAGUGCUGUCCAGAGUGUGUGUUUUGGCUGCGCUCCCUCUCUUACCUCAUGUAAGUCUUCUGCUCUGCUGGGCCGCUCCGCUGGGCCACUCAGCCUGCUGGGCCGUUAG